Astyanax mexicanus (Mexican tetra) is the source of this 5495-nucleotide messenger RNA. Its product is annotated as collagen alpha-5(IV) chain. The record is from RefSeq and is a predicted model, not a curated record. Bases 135 to 5084 code for a protein of 1649 amino acids. Gene Ontology annotation, cellular component: collagen trimer. NCBI's taxonomy places the organism in Eukaryota, Metazoa, Chordata, Actinopteri, Characiformes, Acestrorhamphidae. The transcript has 52 exons. Gene Ontology annotation, molecular function: extracellular matrix structural constituent.
CACUAAAAGCGUGGCUGAUAAGUCCUCACUGAGGAGCAGAGAAGAAGGUGCCUGGAUUUACAGAGGAGAGAAUGGCUGCUGAACCCUGCUGAAGUGGAGUGAAGGACCUGGUGCUUCAGUAGUGGAGGAGGAAGAUGAUGAAGAUGAUGAGGGUGAGGUCAGUCUGGAUGCUGACACUGCUCUACAGCACUGUAGUUCUGCAUGUCGAGGCAAAGGAGGCUUGUUACUGUAACGGGAAAUCCAAAUGUCACUGUCAAGGAGUUAAAGGCCAAAGGGGUGAAAAGGGGUAUCCUGGUGAUUCUGGACCUCCUGGAGUAAAAGGCUAUGCUGGAGCUGAAGGUCAUCGAGGGCCUCAGGGUGAAAAGGGAUAUCCUGGUCCUGUUGGUGUUCCUGGAGCAAAAGGGGACAGGGGUCUUGAUGGAAAUAUAGGUUUCCUUGGAGCUCCAGGUUUGCCGGGAAUCCCGGGACAUCAGGGUCCUGUUGGUUUGCCUGGGAGUCCUGGAUGCAACGGAACAAAGGGAGAACCUGGUGGACCUGGUCUUCCUGGCCUGCCUGGCUCCAUUGGAUCAACGGGAGUUCCUGGUGAACGUGGGCGAAGAGGUGAACCCGGACCAUCAGCUCCAAGCAUUAAAGGACUCCCUGGACCUCCAGGACCUGUCGGUGCUCCAGGAAUUUCUGGCCCACCAGGCCGAGAUGGAUCUCGAGGACCUGAAGGUUACAGAGGAAGUGAUGGAUCUCCUGGGCCUCGAGGAACAGAAGGGUUAAAGGGUCGAGAGGGACGAAGAUCUGGUGUUCCAGGUCCUCCUGGACCACAGGGGGACCGUGGACCCCCCGGAAGCCCUGGUCCAAGAGGAACCAAACUAUAUGCAAGUCUCACUCAGGACUUAAAGGGUGAUAUUGGAGAUCCAGGCGAAAUGGGCUGUCCUGGAAUACCUGGAAAUCCCGGCUCCUCCCACCACAGAGCUGAAAAGGGGGAUAAAGGUGAUGAAGGUCCUGAGGGAAAAUUAGGGAAGGAAGGAUUACCAGGAGUCGGUGGAUUAACGGGUGAAAAAGGACAGUUUGGUUAUCCCGGGUAUCAUCCUGGUCCUCUGGGGAUAAAGGGGGAGAAAGGAGACAGGGGUCCGGUGGGUCCUCCUGGAGAAGAUAGCGGGUAUUUUCAACCUAAAGGAUAUCAGGGGCCACCGGGCCCUAUAGGACCACCGGGUCCACCUGGUACACCAGGUGUCUCCGGGUUUCCUGGACCACAAGGCAUACCAGGUGAAUAUAUCAUCCCUGGACCUCCGGGACCAGGCGGACCACCGGGCCAGGCCGGGACCAAAGGGGACAGGGGUGACCCAGCUCCAGAUGUUUUUGGACCCCCUGGUGUGGAUGGACCUCCAGGACUCCAGGGGCCUCCUGGUGACCCUGGACUUCCAGGCGCAAUACUGCCCCCAGAGUAUAUCAACCAGGGGCCGCAGGGUCUGAAGGGAAUUAAGGGUAUUAUGGGCCCUCCUGGAGAGUUUGGUCCACCAGGUCAUAAAGGUGGAAAGGGAGAGCCCUGUUUUCUGUGCUGUAACGGACAGCCAGGGCCGCCAGGUCCACCUGGAAUUCCAGGUCCAAACGCGGGACCCGGGCCGAAAGGAGAUGCAGGGUUUACAGGAUCUCCUGGUGCUCCAGGCUUUCCGGGGGCUCCAGGCCCACCUGGACAACAGGGGGCACCAGGGACUAAAGGAGUUGGAGGAAUCUCUUACCACGAUGGAGAGAAGGGGGAUAAAGGAGCUCCAGGUGUUCCAGGUCCACCUGGGCGAGACGGUAUCCCUGGUCGUCCUGGAUUCCCUGGGCUUAAGGGAAUACAUGGGCCCAAAGGGGAUUCGAGUUCAGCAUUCAGCUUCAGGGGUGAUCCUGGACCUCCUGGGUUUCCUGGACUUCCUGGACGCCCAGGACCCAGUGGGCCUCCGGGACCUCCAGGAUACGGACUGAUGGGCUUUGCUGGACUGAAGGGCAGCCGUGGAGUGCAGGGCCUCAGAGGUGCCACUGGACCACCAGGUCAGAAAGGGGAGCCAGUUGGGGUUGAUGGUUAUCCAGGCCAUAAGGGCUUUCCAGGACCUCCAGGGCCCCCUGGACUUCCAGGGAAUUCUGGGCAGCCCGGCAGAGCAGGACUUCCAGGUCAACGUGGUUCAAAAGGAAACCGUGGAGUUUGUUGUUCUGAUAGUUUGGGACCUCCAGGAGUUAAGGGUAACAAAGGCCUGCCUGGACCUGCUGGAGUUCCUGGAUUAGGCUUGAAUGGCCAAUCUGGACAGAUUGGAGCUCCAGGAUUACCAGGGCCAAAGGGGGAGCCUGGAUAUGGACCACCAGGACCCGAUGGGAUGCCUGGGAAUGUAGGUGAGCAAGGUGCUCAAGGUCCUCCAGGAGAUCAGGGGUUACCUGGUUUGCCUGGAGUACCUGGACCACCUGGAGGACCAGGAGGACUUGGACCGAAAGGUAAUAAGGGGAUUGUGGGUUCUCCUGGACUACCUGGACCACCCACCGACUGUACAACAACAAUGGGUCCACGAGGAAAUCCUGGAAUUACAGGUCCACCAGGACCGAGUGGACUGAAAGGAAUAAGAGGGAAUCCUGGAGUCCCAGGUUUUGGUCCACCUGGUCCUUCUGGACCACCUGGACCACCUGGACCACCUGGAACGCCAAUGCGUGGGAUUCCUGGACUUCCUGGAGAACAUGGUUCCAAAGGGUCAGCUGGAAUUCCUGGAAUACAAGGACCCCCUGGAGAUGCAGGAUUACCAGGAGUAUCAUCUAAUGGACCACCUGGAGCUCCUGGUUUACCUGGACUACCUGGUCUUAAAGGAUCUCGGGGUUUGGCUGGCGUUCAAGGCCCAAGAGGUCCACCUGGAGUUUCUGGAGAUGUUGGGGAAAAUGGGCCACCAGGUCCUGCAGAGCUUGGCGACCUUGGACCUCCUGGAGAUCCUGGACAGCCAGGCUCGCCUGGUUUCCCUGGUGAAAGAGGAGAUCCUGGACCUCCAGGAAUAAGAGGAACUGAUGGACGAGAUGGGAUUCCUGGACAACCUGGACCACAGGGUCCUGUUGGAGAUCGAGGAGCCGACAGCUUCGUUCCUGGAGCUCCAGGCUCAGUUGGAGUUCGAGGAGGUCCUGGACGUAUAGGAUUUCCUGGUCCUCGGGGUGUGAAGGGAGAACCUGGUUUGUCUGGACUCCCUGGGCCUUCAGGAGCUCCUGGUAUACCAGGAAUUAAAGGCCAUAAAGGAGAUCUAGGCAGAGGGUCUCUGGGAGCUUCUGGGCCAAGAGGACAAAAGGGAGAACCUGGACUUCCAGGUCAUGGUGCACAGAAAGGAGAGAAGGGAAAUGUUGGAUAUCCUGGACCCCCUGGUAGCUAUGGUCCACCAGGGCCUACAGGAGACAUCGGAGCUCCUGGACUUCAAGGACCACCAGGCCUACCUGGUUCAACAGGCUCUGUAGGUCCUCCUGGACCUUCUGGACACCCAGGGUUACAGGGCCCACCAGGGUCUCCUGGUCCUCCUGGACCUCGUGGACCUGUAGGUGAAAAGGGAAACCAAGGCUUGGAUGGGUUUCCUGGACUUCCAGGACUGAAAGGAGACACAGGAUUUGUAGAGGGAGUUCCAGGCAGAAAAGGAGAGAGAGGGAAUCCAGGUCCUAAAGGAGACGUAGGGCUUCCUGGCAUCCCAAGCUUUGGGUACUUUGGUCCUCCUGGAAGUAAAGGAAUCCCCGGGCCUUCAGGACCUCCUGGUGCACGUGGAUAUCCUGGUGCUUCUGGUGAAUGUUUAAAUGGGAGGAAAGGAGAUCCUGGACUUCCAGGAAGGCCCGGAGAUCAAGGGCCACAAGGCUCCAGGGGCCCUCCAGGGCCUUCCCUGCCUGGAUAUAAAGGAGACAAGGGAGACAGGGGGCUGCCAGGUCAUCCAGGUCGUGUUGGUGAGAGAGGAGGCCAUGGACCCCAGGGGCUUCAGGGACCUGGAGGUGGAGUGGGCAGUCCUGGAGUACGAGGGGAUCCCGGACCUCCUGGACCCCCAGGGUUACAGGGUGAGAACGGAGACCCGAACUACUAUCCUGGACGUAAAGGUGUUCCUGGACCAGGAGGACCCCCUGGACCACCAGGUCUAACAGGACAAAGUGUUUCAGAGCAGUAUGACGUAAUACCUGGAGACCCUGGACCAGAUGGAAGCCCUGGAGCCCCCGGCUUACCUGGAUAUACUGGACCACCUGGACCACCGGGGCCUGCAGGUGCUCAAGGCUCCAGAGGUGUUCCAGGUCAGUCUGUUCCAGGACUUCCUGGCUUUCCUGGGCAGAAAGGAGAUAAAGGAGUACCUGGGCAGCCAGGUCCAGUUGGUUAUAUUGGUCAGCCAGGACUGAAAGGUCUUCGUGGUCCUCCAGGAAGAGCAGUUCAGGGUCUUCUCGACAGCUUUCUGCUGACCAGACACAGCCAGAGCAUCCAAGUGCCCACCUGCCCCCAGGGCACCUCCCUCAUCUACUCCGGAUACUCCUUACUCUAUAUCAACGGGAAUGAGAGGGCACAUGGGCAAGACCUGGGUUCGAUGGGCAGCUGCUUGCCUCGCUUCUCCACCAUGCCCUUCCUGUUCUGUGAUACGGAGAGCACCUGCCGCUACGCCUCCCGCAACGACUACUCCUAUUGGCUCAGCACGGACCAGGCCACGCCCCCAAACAUGCACCUGAUCCGGGGGGAAGACCUGGCCAAGUACAUCAGCAGGUGUUCAGUAUGUGAGAGCACCACCAACACCAUCGCCAUCCACAGCCAGACCACCCAGACCCCCCAGUGCCCCCGCGGCUGGUUCUCACUCUGGACUGGAUAUUCCUUCGCCAUGCAAACCGGUGCGGGAGCGGAGGGGUCCGGGCAGCCCCUGAUCUCUCCCGGUUCCUGUCUGGAACACUUUCGGCAGGUUCCCUUCAUCGAGUGUCACGGCCGAGGUACCUGUAACUAUUACCCAGACUCCUACAGCUACUGGCUCGCCUCCCUCGACCCUGCUCACAUAUUCAGUAAGCCUGUACCUCAAACAGUGAAAGGUCCGGAUAUGACGAGCGUCGUGAGUCGCUGCAGAGUCUGCAUGAAAACACUGUAAAACCAGCCCAAAAGCUGCUGAAAUAUCAAUAUGAAUUAUUAUUAUAUACAUUAAUAAUAAUUAAGCUGCAUUUCUAUAGACGUCACUUGAUGGAUUUUUUUUUGCAUUUACAUAAAUGAUCAUAUGAUAAGAAAAUGCCUGGUGAACAGAGAUAGAGAUAUGGGUUUAUAGCAGAAGUGACUGUACAGCAUCAUCAACAUUUACUUACUUACAUUAUAAAGUAGGUGGACUGCAGUGUUAUUGUUAAAUUUCCAAAUUAACCAGAAUCCAGAAGCCAGAAGUCUUGUAUCUCUGUGUGCAUCAUGCUUUUUUGAGGUCUCUUUGCUGUAUAUCUGUAUAUUGUCUGAUGAUAUGAAGUGAAUUAAUUAAUUUGAUUGUCUACAUUAUAAUUGUCAUGUGAUUAAAUACAGA